AUGGCUCCAAACUCUUUCAUAACACCUGGGGGUCUGCAACAAAGGCCCGAAGUAAAUAUAAAUGAGUCACCGCAAACGGACACUUUAUCGUCAAAUUAUUUCACACAGAGUUGGUCAGAAUGGACAUCGCUAGUAUCUCAGCAAAAACCACAAAUACCUAAGCCACCGACUGAUUCGCUAAAACUUCAACAGUAUAUCAUCAAUAGUAAUGGCUGGUGGCCAGUAUUUGGUGGUGAACCAAAGCUAAAAAGAAAAUGUGACUCUACGACUUCGGCUUUUGUUGUUUCGCCAAUGUCUAGACAAACACCCGUUAGUUUGGUCCCUUCUGAAUUCUCCAAACGACGAAAAAUACAUAAUUGCCCUCAUUUCUCGUCUCAAUUUUCAUGUAAAAAUUAUCUCGCAGUCGAAUGGGAUCCUGAAGAAAACGAGACUACGACUUCUGCGUUACCGCAAGAAAACUUUGCUGCAGUCACCAGUAGAAUAUUGUUGGUUCGAAGAUUGAAAGCAAAACAAGGAAAUAUGUUAAAGGGUGAUGCUGCUUCAAGGUUUCGUAAAAAUAUCUUGGUGAAAGUGGCUCAAGGUGGUGUUACUUAUGGUGAUAUAAACACAGUGAUUGAAAGUCCAGCAAAUGAUGCUGAUGUUAUAAUCAAACGACCUUGGAGAGAUGGCACAACAGAGCCGGGGGAAGGCCAAAUCUUUCCAAAUGCGACAUCGGCUCACGAGCUUUUAGAACAAGCUCGUGAAUAUUUUCGUGUUCACAAAGACACAUCUGUAAUAGAUCAUUUCAAUUAUGACAUGUCUGACGAUGGAAAGCAUACACUUAUAGUUGCGAGUGGCAUAACGAACAAUGAAGCUAUUUUAACAAAAAAUGUGAUUAAGGGGCCACCAAUACUUUUUAGGGGCAUAGCACAUAAAGUUGGGACAGUACCAUUGUUAACUAAAAUAUUAUGGGCCGACGAAACCGCUUAUUCAUAUGAGACUAAAGCGGAUCAGCAGGUUGAUCAAGAACCAUUAGUCGUAGGAAAUAAAAUUAUGCUUGUAUCAGCUUUGCAAGCAAGAAACAAUGCAAGAAACUUUGCCAAAGAUUUGACAAAGUGGACUUUUCAAGAACAAGGAGUCCUCAAAGUCACUUCUAGUCGUCAUCAUAAGAAAGGCGAAGACGAAGAGUUAGAAGUUUAUCGUAUUAAGGAUUACAUUACCUAUACCAUUGAAAUUUCUGAAUAUGUAAAUGAUCAUUGGCAACCUUUUAAUGGUACCGAUGUACAAUUUGAAGCCAUAAUGUUGGAUCCCUACAUUAGAAAAACUCUUACGCCAUUUCCCACUUCCCCAGAACAACAAUCACGAAAAUAUGAAGCGCACAUUCAAUUACCGGAUGUUUAUGGUGUAUUCACGUUUAAGGUUAAUUACAAACGAUCUGGUUAUUCAUAUAUCGAGGAUUCAACUGUUGUAGCAAUUAGACCCUUCAGACAUAAUGAAUAUCCAAGAUAUAUAUCUGCUGCAUAUCCUUAUUAUACAGGAGCUGCAUCAAUGAUAAUUGGUUUCUUAUUAUUUUCAGCUGUUUGGUUUUUCAAUAGGGAAAAUAGAGUAAAAAAGAAGACGAGCUAA
This is a messenger RNA of Racocetra fulgida, 1605 nucleotides long. Lineage: Eukaryota; Fungi; Glomeromycota; Glomeromycetes; Diversisporales; Gigasporaceae. The record is from the annotation of a GenBank genome assembly.